Molecule: messenger RNA, 754 nt
Organism: Megachile rotundata (alfalfa leafcutting bee)
Lineage: Eukaryota; Metazoa; Arthropoda; Insecta; Hymenoptera; Megachilidae
Source: RefSeq, a predicted model, not a curated record
UUAAAUAUUUAUUUUCCCACGCUAAUCUAAUAAGUUACAUUAAACUUUGUAUUAUCUUGUAAUAUUUUUAAACACUUUGAUGGCACAUCAUUUACAAAGAAUUCUUUCUUGAAAAUUUUCCAUUCCCACUUAUGAACGACAUGAAAAUACAUAUAAUGACAUAUGUUAUGUUUAUAAGAUGAAAAGAGGGAGUAGUGCUAACAAGGUACCAUCAUCUACUAUAAAAGUGUCUGCUUGGGAAAAAACAAGUACCAUUGAAAAUGUUGUACGACAUAAAAAUCGAUAGAGAUCUUAAACUCUCUCGAGUAUUAUAUUUGGUUUUACUGUUGAUUUGUAUAUCUGUGCAAUUAAGUAUGACUUUAUCAGUGCCUGUUACAGACUAUGAUACAACUACAAUAUCAACAAAUAAUUCAACUGAUGAUGAUUUAUAUGUUAUAAAAGCAGUGGUAUACGAAAUUGGUAUUUUAACAGAUGCAGAUAACACAACCAAUGAUACUACAGAAGGACAAGAAGAGGUUAAACUUUCAUUUUACAAUCCACCAAAUACGAAUAAUGGAUCUUAAAGAUAAAAAGACGAAUUCAUGUGCCUCAUUUCAUAUUAUUUAUUUACUUUUGUAACUUUAACGAAAUGCAAAUGCUGAAUAAAUACAAUAUAAGUAUUAAAUACUAAUUAUACAAAUGUUUUGUCAUAAAAUGUUUUCAAUAGACCGAAUGUAAUAUGAAAAGAAUAAACGUUCUUUAAGUAAAUUUAAUA